Sphenostylis stenocarpa is the source of this 684-nucleotide messenger RNA. NCBI's taxonomy places the organism in Eukaryota, Viridiplantae, Streptophyta, Magnoliopsida, Fabales, Fabaceae. The record is from the annotation of a GenBank genome assembly.
AUGGGUUCAGUUUGUUGCUGUUUGAAUGUUGAUGAUAUUGAAGAUUAUAUGAAUCCAAAUAGUCCUGUAUACAGGAACUGUGCGUCUCUCAGUUGCUUCACACAGUACUUUUUAACUGUGUAUGCAUCAAUAUUCCGUAGAGGGGAAGUGCAUGCGAUUCCAUCACCUAUACAGGGUUCAGCAUCUAUGACUUCUGCCGCUUCACUUGAUAAUGCUCUAUCUGACAUGUACCGUUCUCCUCCAAGGCCCUUGCCUUAUGAUGCAGACCCCAGGUUUUUCCGUUCACAGCGUGAUGGACUAGUGUCAAGACGAGAGAAGGGUUCAAGUCAUUUGAAUGAAGAGUCAGAACUUCUCCGAGGUGAUUUAGAUGCUGACUCGGAAACUUUAAAUUCGGGUGGUAAAUGGAAUGAUGAUACCAGUGAACAUGGAUCCAAGGAAUACCGUUCUAAGUCCUCUGUGCGACUUUCAUCAGCAAAAUUUACAACUGGAGCUGGGGUUGUCUAUUCAUCCUCAGAAGAGGAGGAUGUCUGUCCGACAUGUCUUGAAGAAUACACUGAAGAGAAUCCGAAGAUAGUGACAAAAUGCUCUCAUCAUUUUCAUCUUGGUUGCAUUUAUGAGUGGAUGGAAAGAAGUGACAACUGUCCUGUUUGUGGGAAGGUGAUGGUAUUCGAUGAAACGACUUAA